UCUGUCAGGCAAGGCACUAGAUGGAAAGUCACAGUAAAAAGGAUUAAAUGUGGAAAACCCAAAAGUAUUCCAGACAUUUCAGCUCCUUCUUGUUCUGCUGCUGUAAAAUAGAUUGGAGAAAGUCCAUUCUUGUUCUCUCCUGCUAGAGAUGCUCAGAAGUCAAUGCAGAAUGCAGGCGGAUAGGGAGGGAUCCCCCGGGGAGGUGGGAGCAUAUCUUAACAGCUCAGCCUAGGAUAGGAUCAGCACAAGGCUUUCUAUCCCAGAGCAUGCCAUGGGGUGGAUCAGAGAAGCAUCAGUCUGCUUACAAGAGAGGGCAGGCGAGCAAGGGACACAGUCGGCUCUAUGCUCCGAGGCUGCAGAGCUCCAUCCAUUCCCUACUGAACACAUCUCUGACCUGUACACCAGGCGAUCUCUGCCCCACCGCAGAUUAUGGUGCCGUGGAACUGAUUUUAGACUGGGCUCAUCCCCUGGAGAUGCUCAGUUUUGGUCAAGGGGACCUUAUUGUCACUUUUCAUCAUUGGUGGAGGAAUCAAAUCCAGAUCUGCAGACAAUUACCAGGAAGAAUAUUACAAUAUGGGAAUGUUUGUUUGCAAGAAACAUUGAAGACUUCAGAGGAACAUGAUGGUAAAUGGAGCAGAACAUUAAAGACGUCUGCACCGCUCACUACUAGACUCCCUGGAAACGGUACUGAAGUCUGCAACUCCACACUGAAUAAUAGGAAAGAAUCCUCUGACAAAAAGAAGAGCAACAAAAAAGGAAGUUACUACAGGCCCUCGCCGUUCAUGGGAAGAGGAUCCCACUCUGUGACAACCCCGCCCUGGAGCUGUAAGGUAACACACUGGACUCUUGCAGUAUCAUUGCUGCUUCUGUCAACGAUGAUAACCACCGGGUCUCCGACUCCAGUUAUGGAGGAGCAGUCCAACACAGAAAAGGAGCCUAACAGUUUUGGUACCGUUGACCCCAAAAGCAUGGACUUCUUUGAGGAAGAGAACAUAGAACAACACGUAAAAUCACCAGGAGGUCUAAUAUAUGAGAACACAACCUCCAGAGGCCAAAGCGAUGACGAAUUGCCUGACAACGUCCUAUUUCGUGCUGAACGUUCUCCUACAGGUAAAAAGAAGUCUAAGAAGAAUGGAAAAGGUGAGAAUAAGAACGGAGACUGCAGCAGACAUAGUAUGAAGGUGAAGGUGCGGGACCUUGGGCUGGGAUAUGACUCUGACGAAUUGAUCACAUUUUAUUACUGUGUUGGGUCCUGCCAAAAAUCCAAUAAUUACGACCUGACAUUAACUACUCUGCUGAAGAACAAGCGCAUUACCCACAGCUCGCAUAGACGGGUCAGCAGUCAGCCCUGCUGCAGACCCACCAGUUAUCUAUCUGUAUCAUUUCUGGAUAUUAAGAAUGAAUGGCAAAUAGUAGAUAAGUUGUCAGCGGCUAACUGCAGCUGUGGGAGCUGAUGAAAGACAAACGUGCAGGGGGAAUGAUGUACAGCUCCUGGUAACAAGCCAAGAAGCAUAAAGGCAGAAGAGGUCGAGAAGUCUGCGGGGAGGAGCCACAAGUGGUACAAGACAUUCCUAACAAAGUGGAAAUAUGCCAACAAUGUCAUCGGUCCUACAAGUUUCACCUCGGUUGUCUAAAUGUAUAAGCUUGGUUGACAAUCAGCUCCGGCGUAAUUAGGUCUUCACUACUAAAACCUCUGGCAGAGGUGAAAGAUUUCUUUGUAGCUUUAUUGACACUGAUAACAGUGAAAGAUUUCACAGAUCAUAGCACAAAGCUGUCAGAACAUGGAACCUCCAAUGCAGGAUGAAGUCUAUGACUCGUGAAGGGAUAUUAUGUAAGAGACCAAGGAAGCUCCCAGUAAUCCUCACCAUAUGUCAACCUACUAUAUGAUAUAUUGAGACACUAGUCUAUAAAACUGUCACAAGGUUGCUGGAAUUGACAGGCACAAUGUUCACAAACUGGACUAUGUAACAGCUACAGAUAAUCAGGACAGGUCUGUAUUUACCAUGGCCUGUGCCUAGGGCGGCAGUGUAGAGGGGGGCAACAUUACAGGGAAUACAAAGAAAAGAUCAAUUCUUUAGAUGCAGCUGCUACUGCCAUAAUGUGGCCGGGAGAAAAUAUAUAAAAGUUUUCCCCUUUGGGUGAAUCCACUUGUGUCAGAUCUGCUACCAAUUUUUCCUGCAGAUUUGGAGCUUCGUUUGCUCAUUAUGUUGUGGAUUUGUGAUUCAUUUCACCGCUUUCUGUGUAUAGGGGCAAUAUUCACAGUGAAUCUGCAACAAAAUCUCUAUGUAAUGCUGCAGAUUUGUGACAGAUCUACAUGAAAAAAUUCUGAUGCUUGUGGAAUUACCCUAUGGGUGCGUUCACACACUAUUUGUU
This is a messenger RNA of Hyla sarda, 2373 nucleotides long. It is a transcript of the gene ARTN, whose product is annotated as artemin. NCBI's taxonomy places the organism in Eukaryota, Metazoa, Chordata, Amphibia, Anura, Hylidae. The transcript has 5 exons. The coding region runs from base 267 to 1454 and encodes 395 amino acids. The record is from RefSeq and is a predicted model, not a curated record. Gene Ontology annotation, molecular function: receptor tyrosine kinase binding; glial cell-derived neurotrophic factor receptor binding; growth factor activity.